This is a messenger RNA of Protopterus annectens (West African lungfish), 1687 nucleotides long. It is a transcript of the gene HDHD5, whose product is annotated as haloacid dehalogenase like hydrolase domain containing 5. Gene Ontology annotation, cellular component: mitochondrion. The transcript is spliced from 8 exons. The record is from RefSeq and is a predicted model, not a curated record. NCBI's taxonomy places the organism in Eukaryota, Metazoa, Chordata, Ceratodontiformes, Protopteridae. Gene Ontology annotation, biological process: glycerophospholipid biosynthetic process. Bases 146 to 1426 code for a protein of 426 amino acids.
UUCCCGAAGCAGUGGUUUCUAGGGCGUGGCUUGGGUAUGCGGUGCAGAAUUAAUUGGUAACGUUAAUUAAAAUAAUUACAGAAAGGAAUGAACUAGAAAACGUAUCCUGAGGAAACAUUCUGCACAUGUUGUAGAAGCUACGCCCAUGAUUAUAGAGAUGUUUCGCAAAAGUGGUCGUCUUCUCCAAACAGCUGUUGGUGUCUAUCGCCGUGGAAUAGCACGUAGUAAUCAGCAUUCACCAGCAUUUGGAGUUCUGUUUGAUAUUGACGGCGUCUUGGUGAGAGGUACUACCCUAAUCCCUGCAGCCAAAGAGGCUUUUCGCCUGCUUUUGGAUAAGAAUGGUAAAUUUCGAGCACCUGUUGUGUUUGUGACCAACGCUGGUAAUUGUGUUCGACAAGCCAGGGCACAACAGCUGUCGGCAAUUCUAGAGGUGGAGAUACCACAGGAUCAAGUAAUUUUAUCUCACAGCCCACUAAGGAUGUUCCAUCGAUUUCAUGAUAAACAAGUACUGGUUUCUGGACAAGGCCCAAUAGCAGAGAUUGCCAAAAAUGUUGGUUUUCAGCAUAUUAUUACAAUUGAUAUGAUCAGAGAGGCUUUCCCACAGCUUGAUGUUGUAGAUCACAGCCGUCGGCCAAAACACUUGCCACCUCCCAAAAUGGACUUCCCUCAAAUUGAAGCUGUGAUUCUGUUUGGAGAACCAGUGAGAUGGGAAACUAACUUGCAGCUGAUCAUUGAUGUUAUUCUGAGUGAUGGGAAGUUAGCAAGUGCACCACAUGUAGUACCGUAUCCCCACAUCCCUGUGCUGGCAUGUAAUAUGGACCUCUUGUGGGUAACAGAAGCCACAAUGCCAAGGUUUGGACAUGGAACAUUUCUGGUUUGUUUAGAGAAUAUCUUCAAGAAGAUCACUGGCCUGGAGCUGAGGUACGAGGCCCUGAUUGGAAAACCAAGCAUAAUCACAUACAAGUAUGCAGAGUGUGUGCUAAGGCAGCAGGCCAUGAAAAGGGGAUGGACAGCACCAAUACAGAGACUGUAUGCCAUUGGGGAUAACCCAAUGGCAGACAUUUAUGGUGCCAACCUAUAUAAUCAGCACAUACAGGCUGCUUGCGGUGACCAAGUCCAUGCCCAGGUGAAAGGGCAUAAAGUGAUGGAGACCCUAAAAGAGGAGUCAGUGGUGCUAAAAUACUUUAAGCCAGAAGAGGAACUCCCGUUGGGGGCUGCUGACUGGUGCAAGUCGAUCCUGGUGUGCACUGGCAUGUACAGACGCUAUAAUGAGAUGCCUUCUGACCCUGAAGAGAGUGUUGUAGAGACUGUGUUCCAUGGUCAUCGAGACUUUUGCUUUGACCCCAGCCUGGUAGAACCAUCUUGGAUAGUAGAGGAUGUGAAAGAAGCAGUAGAGCUUAUCUAUAAAGAAGAGGGUUGGGUGUAAUUGUAAUGACAGUUCCUUGUCUUAUGAAAGGCAUUAAGCUAGAUAAUGCAGACUUUUUGUUUCAGGAUCAUGUGGCAAUUUCAAACAGUUUUGUGCUAAUAGUCUAUUGCAGUACCUUACCUGUGUGAAUCCCCAGCUAGCCAAAUAAAUAGGGGGAGUUUUAAAUUAUUGAAACUAGAAUUUCCAGUAGCAGUCAGGUCACUGUAAGAAAACCAUUAAGUUAUAUAAAAUAAAGACUAAUUCUUGGAGAGAAGUAAUAUA